Molecule: messenger RNA, 1915 nt
Organism: Moneuplotes crassus
Lineage: Eukaryota; Ciliophora; Spirotrichea; Euplotida; Euplotidae
Source: the annotation of a GenBank genome assembly
AACCUUUCGCAAAAGCGUCAUUCCUUAGGAAAUCCCAUGCAAUCAAUCACAUCAAUGAGAGCUACAUUAAAGCAAAGAUCGUUGAAAUAAAAUCAAGGGCAAAAUACAGAAGGAACUCGAUCAAAUGUGUGAUUUGAUAACAUUAACUCAAACAAGAGCCUCAGCCCAAAAUUUCUCUCCGACUUCGUAUUUUGGACUUAAUAAAGAAGGAUCGAUAAUUGAAAUAGAGAAUCAUGAAGCUGGAAAUGCUAUUAUUUGAGAAGCUCCUAAAACUAAAUCUAAUUCAUCCAGAAAGAGAAGGAUUCAUGAAAGACGAAGCUAUGACUUCCAAAAUGGCUUUAAUAACCCCCUCAAAGCUCAUGAAGCUAGGCUAAAUGCAAAGGAUUAUAUCCUCAACAUCGAAAGGCCAGGGACAGCGGUGGUACCUUCAAACGGAAUUCAGAAUUCCCUGAAUCCCAAUUUUACCUUAACUGAACCAAAAAGGAAAGUUUGCGAUAAAAUACCUUAUAAGUAUCAAAGGUAUACCCUUACAACCCAAAUUCCUGAUUUUACUACUCAAAAAUUUAUAAAAGGGGUUAGUUUACAAAAAUAUGAAUCCCUGCCGACACAUAAACCUCCAAAGAGUAUCUUCGCUACUGAAAAGACUCCUGGAGAGAGUCCAGUGACUCCUAAAGCCAAUAAACCAAAAAAGGCUCAUAAAUUAACAAAGGAGCAAAAACUAAAAGUAAAACAAAAGGAUAUUCAGAAAGUUUUCAAUAAACUAGCGACUAUUGCCAGAGAGAAUCUCAGACAAAAGAGUCAUAUAGAAAACCCCAGUCCUCAAGAGCUACUCACCAAUUUCAAAGGAAUCGAGCUUCUCAGUGAAGCCAAGGGGAUAAGUACACACAGAACUCCAGACAAAAAUCAGAAGCAAGAUAAGUACUUCAAAGUAGCACCUAAGUUCAAGAACUUUGAAAGAUCAUUAAGAAAGAAGCCAGUGACGCCUCUCAAGCCUGAAGCUGCUUCUAAAAGAACAUCCUUCAUGUUCUCAAGAGAAGGUUUUAAAUAAAAAGAACUGAGAAGAGGUAUAUCUUAAUAAUUGGAAAAUAAAGAAGAGCAGAGCUAAGAACUGUAACAUUAAGAAGUCUAAAAUAUCAUUUACAAAGAAAGCAAAGAGUCCCAAGAGAGCAAAGUUGGAACUCCGGAAUAAUACUGAGAAUGGAUUACAAUCGGCACAGACUAUGAAAACUCCUCAAAAGAACUUGAAAGUUUCUAAUUCAGCAAGCUUUGGUAGGUUUACACAAAGAAAAACUUCUCAAGCUCAAGCAUUAAUUGGAAAACUGGAUCAGAACCUUGAAUUAGAAGUAGAGAGAAGGGUUCCAGAGGUUCAAGCUACUUUGAGAAAUCUUUUCAGUUGAAAUAACUCUCCUGAUAACACUCAUAUCAUACAGAAGAAUCUUUCCCCUUCCAUGCAUAUUACUAGAAAGACUUCAAAGGGGCCUUCCAAGAAGCAUCACAUGGGGAUCGUAGAAGCUUUACUAGGCUCUAUGGAAGCUUUCUCUGAAGACUUAAAGAAGGAGGCUCCGACUAUUACUCAGAAAAUAACUCAUCUCUCAAGCUUAGUUUCAUCCAAGGAUUUUUCCUUAAACCGUCUUUUGAACGACGCUGAUUCCGAAAUGCUCCAAGUCUUCCGGCAAAGAACCGCCCAUUUGAAUCUAUCUCCUUCAGCAUUGUAUCAGAAGUUACAAGUCUUUAAGCAGAAACUUCAGGAUGAGUUCUCACAAGACCAACAGAUUCUUGAAAGUCAUAUUAACAACGAAAUGAAGGAAGAAAAUUACUUAAAAAUCAUCAAACUCGAACGUAUCAUCAACAAAUAUACCUCUAAAUUCCGAAUGAGCAACAAACAGAAGAAGGUAUAUUUCCCUUAAGAAAUCUU